This is a messenger RNA of Cryptomeria japonica (Japanese cedar), 854 nucleotides long. RefSeq lists its product as uncharacterized. Bases 139 to 624 code for a protein of 161 amino acids. The record is from RefSeq and is a predicted model, not a curated record. The transcript is spliced from 6 exons. Lineage: Eukaryota; Viridiplantae; Streptophyta; Pinopsida; Cupressales; Cupressaceae.
UUCUUCCCACUGUAAAUAUGUACAAUGUAGGAUAAAUAUUUCGCAUACGCAGGGGACAGGCCGGUCUCCCAUCCGUAUCAUUAUUUUUAUUUGAAUUUUUCUCCCAAACCCUUGGAGUCUCUGCAAAUCAUAGAAGAGAUGCAGGAAAACCCAGUUGAUUCCACCAAGCGACAGCCUUCAACCAGGAAUCGUGUGAUCAAACCGCGGCAUUCUCGAGAUCGUUCUGAUCGGUCAGGUUCCUUUCCAAAUGAUAAUGGAGAAAAGGAUGGAUCUAUUUCCAACAUGGCAUCCUUUGAUCGUGUUGGUCUUUCAGUGACAAACAUUAGCAGCAGCAACAAUGCUGAAUCUCUGAGUACUGGAAUCGUCACAGUACAAGGAUGUAGUAACAGUGAAGUGGCCAAGAUGUUAAAUGAUCGCUGGGCUGCUGUAAUGCAUUCUUACAAUGAUCCCUCACUGGAUGCAGCAGAGAAACCAGUUGUUUACUCUAGUUCUGGAGGAGGGCCAGGUUGGGGAUCUUCAAAGCUUGCUUACCAAUCAUCUGUUACGGAUUUCAUGGCAGAGAUGUCACAAGCAAUACGCAGGGCAAAUAUUAAUCAAGUCAAUGCAAGUAGUCUUCCAAAGUAGAGAGAUUAGUCAUAGAGUAAUUAUUAAUAAAAAUGUACUUCGUUGCAAGUUGAUUAAUAUGUGAAUAGGAGGAUUAAGAGUUAGUGGGGUAAGAUAACUAUCAAAGUAAGAUUAUGGUAAUGCAUACACACAGAAUUUUCUAUAAUUUGUUAUUAAAUCUGAUUGCAAAACGAGACUGCAUAUUACUGAAUUCUUGAGGAAAUUAUUAGAUUUAUUUUUGUUUUAAUUCA